Molecule: messenger RNA, 652 nt
Organism: Vigna umbellata (rice bean)
Lineage: Eukaryota; Viridiplantae; Streptophyta; Magnoliopsida; Fabales; Fabaceae
Source: RefSeq, a predicted model, not a curated record
UUCUUCAAAUACAAUUUUUCUUGGCUGAAGACGUCAGGUCUUGAAACUCAUGGAGAAAAUAUUAACAUCACCGUAAAGAACGAGUCUUCCAAACUCAUUUUCUUCCUCCAUCCAAAGAUAAUGGAAAGCAACGAAUCCGCGAGAGAGAAAGAGAGCAUGGUGGAAGAAGUGUUCGAGGACAUGUUGCCAGUGAUGGCAGAGAAGCUGGGUGUGGAGACCUUUGUGUCUGAGUUGUGUGGAGGUUUCAAGCUUCUGGCCGACCCAGAAACGGGUUUGAUCAGUGGUGAGAGUCUGAUGAGGAAUUCGGCUCUAUUGGGUAUGGAUGGGAUGAGCAAAGAGGAAGCAGAGGCCAUGGUUGGACAGGGCGAUCUUGAUGGGGAUGGGAAGCUCAAUGAGACUGAGUUUUGCAUCCUUAUGCUCAGGCUCAGCCCUGGGAUCAUGGAAGAAGCCGAAACUUGGCUUCACAAGGCACUUCAACAAGACCUCACCAAAUCCUCAACUUAAACUCCAUCCUUCUGUAAUCAAAUGUAAGUUAUUUGUGUGUGAUGGAUGUAUCGUGCAAGUUAUUUAACACUCUAUGAAUGAUUUCUAAAGGGAAUUUAACUAUAAUGAAAUGAAUGAGCACUUGGGUUGUUCAACCAAAUAUUAUUUU